UAGUACGCAUUUUGUCCGUAUGUGUCGCCGAAGUCGCAUGCGCUACUCGAUCGAACGGUGGAACGUCUCGUCUAAUAGGUACUCGAUGUUAUAACCUAUAAAGUACAAGAGGUUAUGGUGAAUUAUUCUGUACUUUACAUUACGAUGGAAUGUCACGAUAUCGUAAAUUGACAUGUAAAUUCGUCACGUCUUUUACUUUUUACCUUUAUUGUUAAUUUUUCAUUUAAUAUGAAGGUUACACAAGUUCCGUUAUAUCAUCGUUUAUUUGUUCUAUUCCCACGGAAUCUAAUCAGAUUCUUUUCUGCUUGUAACGAUGAUCACUUGUCAAGACAUUUGUUAGGACAUAAGACUCGUAAUAUAUCUGCAUUACACCGGAAAAGAAGAGAAGAGAAGUUCAUGUAUGGGCCGUUGAAUAAAGAGAGAAAAAAUACUUGGAAAAAAUUGCCAGACGAUUCAAACGGCAGAAAGUCGAGGACAGGGGAGUUAUGGUGGCACUUAAAACUUAGUAAAUUUAGAUUGAACUUGAUGGAACCUAAACGUAGCAAUUCACACGGUUUAGGUUAUAAGGGAGGACGACAUAUAAAACACAUAAAGUUAAUUUCUAAGGAUCCUUUAUUUGCUUACGAUAAUGAUAAAAUUGAUACCGAGGAAGGUGUUAUUAAAUCAAAAAGAUCCAAAGACCAUGAGAAAAUAAAAAGUAGAUGCGAUAAAGAACAUGGAGGAAAUAAAAAUGACGAUACUGUAACGAUGAUAGCUAUUCCAAAUGAUUUUGAAAGUCUGAAGGAGAAGGAUAUGAAAUUACAAGAUGUACAAUUAAAUAAUAUAGAUCAUUAUCCUAUUUUUACCGAUGAAAAAGAAGAGCCUAUGGCGAGAGAUAAAUUGGAAAUAUUAACGAUUUCGUUGGAAGACGAAACGGAAGCGCUUCAUUAUCCUUCCGUUACUAAAAUUUUAUUUGCCACCAUGUUACCGCAAUCUCAAAAGGCCUUGGAAUUGUGGAAAACAAAAAUGAUAAGAAAAAUGGGGGAAGAGAAAUUCAAUGAGUAUCAGCAAGACCUAUUGAACGAUGGUACUGAAUUUCAUUCUUGCAUAGAAGAUACUUUAUUAGGGAAAAAAGUCGACAUACCAAAACAUAUUUACCCGGCUUAUGAUAGUUUGAGCGAUAUAAUAAAUGAAUUGGAAGAUAUUAGAGCGGUAGAAUCGUUUGUUUCUCACAAGGAUUUGUAUUAUAAGGGAAAGAUCGAUUGUAUAGCUUCGUUCAGGGGCAAAUUAUAUGCCAUCGAUUGGAAAAAGUCGGAUAAGGACAAAGAGAAUAUAAAUUCGAUGUACGAUGCGCCGAUACAGCUUGCUGCUUAUAUAGGCGCUAUUAAUUCUUCCAAAAGAUAUCCAUUCACGAUCGACCGCGGCUUGAUAGCUGUCGGUUAUACAACUGGGAAACCUGCGAAAAUAUAUAUCGUGUCAGACAAGGCAUUAAAAACAUAUUGGGAAAAGUGGUUGAUGAGACUUAAACAAUAUUGGAGUAACGUUAAUAAUCAAUAAAACCGUUCGAAUUAGAAUAA
This is a messenger RNA of Vespa velutina, 1556 nucleotides long. Its product is annotated as mitochondrial genome maintenance exonuclease 1-like. The transcript has 5 exons. The record is from RefSeq and is a predicted model, not a curated record. NCBI's taxonomy places the organism in Eukaryota, Metazoa, Arthropoda, Insecta, Hymenoptera, Vespidae. Gene Ontology annotation, biological process: mitochondrial DNA replication. The coding region runs from base 229 to 1536 and encodes 435 amino acids. Gene Ontology annotation, molecular function: single-stranded DNA exodeoxyribonuclease activity. Gene Ontology annotation, cellular component: mitochondrion.